UCCACUUCAGUUAAAUAUAAGCGGACAUAUGUGUUACAUUUGUAUUAGAAGUGACACAAAAUAUAUGUGAUAAUAAUCAUAGCUGGAAGUGAAACAUCCAAUAUGUUGACGAUUAAAAGGAUAUUAUUCUUCGUCGUAACAUUUUUUAGAUUAACAAAAUUUACUGCAGGUGAUGAUGCUAGUAAAUUUGUUAAAUAUUACGACGAAAAUCACCACAUGCAUUUGAUCAACUUGGAUGUACCGGAAGAUUAUGGGACUGAGCUUAUUGAAACGCGUCUGUCGACAGAAGUCGAGGUGCAGUUUUGGCUCUACACCAAAUGCAACAAAAACCAUUUCGAGGAACUACACGUGAACCUAACGGAAGUCAAAAAUUACAAUCCUAGUAAACCGUUGGUAAUGGUAACCCACGGGUGGCUCGGCUCUGGGUACAGUAAUGGUACUCAGUUGAUUAAAGACGCUUACUUAGCAACUAGGGAUGUGAAUGUUAUUAUAGUAGAUUGGAAAGAGCCUGCCUCGUAUACAAAUUACAUAACCUCCGCUUAUUUGACGGAUAGCGUCGCUGAAGAGAUCAGCGAUUUUGUUUUGGCUUUAUCUAAGAGAUUUGAGCUGCACGGCACAGACAUUCAUUUGAUUGGACACAGUUUGGGAGCACAUGUUGUUGGGUUGACCGGAAUGAAACUUAAAGAUAAGAAAUUUAUUAUAGAUCGAGUCACCGGUUUGGAUCCAGCUCGGCCUUUCUUCGAGUUUCCUCCAUUUCUUUCAGGAAUAACCAAAGACGCGGGUAGUUUUGUAAACAUUAUUCACACUAACUCGGGUGUCUUGGGAUACGAAUCGAGUAUCGGUCACGCAGAUUUUUAUCCCAACGGAGGAGAUUCCCAACCACAUUGCUGCUCCGAGAGCGAAAUAGCAGAUAGUUGUGAACAUCGCUGCGCAUUCGUAUAUUUUAAAGAAGCUGUUUAUGGAAGAAAAUAUAUAUGUACGAAAUGUGAGUCUUACCCCGACUAUGUCGCUGGCUUUUGCUAUUCAAAUGAUGAACAAUUACUGGGUUUAACUACGGACACCGCCCGUGGUACCUAUUAUGUAACUAUAAUAUAUUAAUCAAAAAUUUAUAUGAUGAUUUCAUAUUUAGAUUCAAUAUUAAUAGAAUUCUAAAUCACAAUUAAAUACUUAGGUGCUUUACUAAACUUUAGAAAAAUCAAAAAAAUGUUUUCGUUAAAAAUAAAUGCAAUACAGUUUAAAACGGAAUUCAUUCUGAGAAUCAAUAGCCUUAUAAAA
This is a messenger RNA of Danaus plexippus (monarch butterfly), 1275 nucleotides long. RefSeq names its product lipase member H-like. NCBI's taxonomy places the organism in Eukaryota, Metazoa, Arthropoda, Insecta, Lepidoptera, Nymphalidae. The transcript has 6 exons. Bases 103 to 1098 code for a protein of 331 amino acids. The record is from RefSeq and is a predicted model, not a curated record. Gene Ontology annotation, molecular function: lipase activity.